GCUUCUAUCUUUCUCUCUCUCUCUUUGUUUGCGCGAACUCGAUCGGCAUCGGCACCCCACCCCAGAGGGAAAACAAACAAUAAAACCCAACCAGAACGCAAUUCCCUCCGAUUUUACCCCUUUUUCUUCUUCCUUUCUCCUCCGAAUCCCUAUCAUCCUUCUUCCGUUCUCUCCAAAGCACCUUCCUUUUUACCCUUCGUUUCGCCGUUAGUUGUUCCCCUAUUCGUCUACUCAAAUUAGGGUUUCUCUGGUAAAAUCUAUCUGCAUUCGACUUUUUUUUGUUCCUUUUUUUUUCCUUCUCGCACGGUAUUAUUCUUUUAUUCUGUUCUCCUAUCUGAGUCCCUUGUAUCCUGAAUCAUCACGACUAUCGGGUUUACGGAAAAACAAAAAAGAAAAAGAAAAAAAAAUAGAGUAGAAAUUUUGUUUAUUUUUACUUUUGCCUCCUUUCCUUCUGUCUCUCUGUUCUGUGCAUAAAUUUGAUCCUAUUUUUCCUGCUUUGAUUCCAUUUUCCAGCUGUUCUUAUAUAUUAUCAUUAUUAUUGUUGUUGGGUUAUUCGCAAGAAACUCUGUGAAGUUUUUGGUGCGUUGUUUUAGUUUGCCAUCCGAAAUCGAGGGUUUUCUUGUUAGAUCUAUUCCACGACCUUUUCUUUUUCUUUUACCCCUCCUCCUACAUUUUUUCCUACUCUUUUGUUUUUUUUUCCUCCCUGUAUCAUUCUCAUCAAGAGAAUUAAGAAAAAAUUCCCCAAAAAAUUGUUGUUUUAGGUAGAAGCCCCCCCAAAAGGGAAAAAAUUAGGGUUAGGCUGAUUGAUUGGGUUGACGGGGGUGUGUAUAUAGAUAUAUAGGUAUCUGAGAUGGCGUUGAAUUUCUCGCAUCGACCAAUUUUUCCGGGUGGUCUGUCUGAGGAUAAUUUGGUUGCGCCCAUGAGGAUUGGGAAUGGGUACCGGGUGGAAGGUAUUCAGGAGAAGGGUAAGGGUGCAGGUGGUGGUGAUGGUUUUGGGAAUGCAUCAUGGCAUGAUGCUGAUAAUUGCUUUGAUUAUGGGAGAGAGAGGUGUGAUAUGGGUAACGCUCAAGAUUCUGUCUCCAAGGACAUUCUUGAUCUUUUGCCCUCGGAUCCCUUUGGAAUGGACAUCAGCACCACAUUUACUGCUAUCAAGGGGUGGCUUCAGGAUUUGGAGGUUGAUAAUGGUGGUUACCGGAUGGAGGAACUUCGGGAAGGCAACCGUUUCCAGAUGUAUGCUGAGUUGGAAUUUCUUUGCAACAAUGCUAUGUGGUUUCACACGUUAGAGCCGAGUGGAUUCGGUGAGUGCUCUUUGAGAGUUGGAGCUCCAUCCUGCAAUUUUGCUUCUGGAUCUGAUUGUAGUAUGGAUGACAAGUUGGGUUUUGGAUCUGAUUAUGAAGAUGUGGGCAUUCCUAGCUGGUCUGGUGGUGACACACACAUGGAUGAUGGGAACUUUUUUGGUGCCGAUGAACUUUCUCCUCAUCCAGCUAUGAGUUUUUGUCUUGGCUAUCUAGGAUUGUCUGAUCUUCUUGUUGUUGAAAGAGUAUGCAAAUCUCUGCGUUCUACAGUUCGAGGCGAUCCACUUUUGUGGAGAAGGAUACACAUAGACCAACCUUUAAAUGAGAGGAUUACUGAUGAUGUUCUUAUGCAACUAUCUGAUAGAGCUCAGGGUAAUCUUCAGUGCUUGAGCCUAGUGGAGUGCACUAGGAUUACUGAUGAUGGUCUGAGGCGUGUUCUUGAAGCCAAUCCCAAGUUAACUAAGUUGAGUGUUCCUGGAUGCACAAGACUCAGUAUUGAAGGUAUAGUGAGUACUUUAAAAGCUUUCAAGGCUAUGGGAACACAAGGGGUGAAACAUUUACACAUAGGUGGCCUUUAUGGUGUUACACAAAACCAUUUUGAAGAACUGAAGCUCUUGAUGGGCACUGAUAGCCAGGUGCUGCAGCAUCCACGCAAACCUCACUUUUACCGCAGGGGCAACUUAUACCUGUCUUGUGAUGAUGACCGAGACAUAGAUAUUGAAGUUUGUCCAAGAUGCCAGAAUUUAAGGCUGGUAUAUGAUUGUCCUGCAGAGGGCUGUCAAGCAGUGGGGCAUGCCCCAGAGUGUAGGGCAUGCACUUUAUGCAUAGCCCGGUGUAGUCAGUGUGGCCAUUGCAUCAAUGACAGCGAGUAUGAAGAAACAUUUUGUCUGGAACUACUUUGCUCCUCUUGUUCCAAGCUGCUAAUCAAAUGUUCAGAAAGGCCAGAUAGAAGUGUUGGCCCAACUGAGUCAGUUGUUCCCCAUGAGCACAGUUAGGUCUUGUGUCAUUACAGAAUAGUAUCUUGUGCAGGUUUGUCUGAGUAUCUCUUAUUGCAGGUUCUUAUGAGGAACAAAGUAGUAUAAGGUCAUAUGAAAUGUUGGGUCCUGUUGGGUUGUAUGCCACUCUUAACUAUUUGGUCUCAGAUUGAAGUGAGUGUGGGGAUUUUCCUGUUGUAGAGAAGAAAUAAGAAAUGAGGUCAUGGGUGUUUCUGCAACUGCUGGAGGAAUCAAAUCAAUUACCUUUGUUGACGAUCAACUGCUUCAUAAUUACAACGGGUAGUUGAAGUGGCAGUAUGGAGUUUGCAUCCGGAGAACUGUGAAUGUGUUCUAUGAUGCAACCUUGUCUGUUCAGAUGACCUUCAGACUAACAUUUGCUUUGAUGCACGACUAAUUUGAGCUGAUCCGAUCCUCAGAUUUCUGGUUACGUCCUCAUUAGGUGUAUUCAUCUACUAAUAAUUCACUCUUACCAUAUUGUGUUGUAUAUGUACAAUGUUUUUUUUCCUUUCUUGUCGUCCUUGAAGAAGAGAAAAAUAAGGAAAGGGGUAUUAUAUAGAAUGUCUCUAAAUCGACGCUCAUGUUGUUUCUUUGAUUGUAUCUGUUGAAAUUCUGUUAUGAUGGACUUGAGCUUAAAAGUUUAAUGCUAUUAUCUACUUGAUUUAA
Arachis duranensis is the source of this 2953-nucleotide messenger RNA. Its product is annotated as F-box protein SKIP14. The record is from RefSeq and is a predicted model, not a curated record. The transcript is spliced from 2 exons. Gene Ontology annotation, cellular component: cytoplasm. NCBI's taxonomy places the organism in Eukaryota, Viridiplantae, Streptophyta, Magnoliopsida, Fabales, Fabaceae. The coding region runs from base 851 to 2290 and encodes 479 amino acids. Gene Ontology annotation, molecular function: protein binding.